AUGCCUCUCCCUCUGAUUCACUACCUGUACCCCUCCGAUGAGAACGGCGAGCCUAGCUGGGCACUGGUGACUGGUGCCACCGAUGGAAUCGGUCGCGCUCUGUGUGUCGAGCUGAGCGCCCGAGGCUUCAACGUGGUGCUGCAUGGCCGUAACCAUAGUAAGCUCGAACGCGUGCGGGAUGAGCUGCAGGCCAUGCACCCGCAGCGCCAGUUUCGGACAGUAACGGCCGAUGCGGCUUCAUUUACCCAGGCGAAUAUCGAGCAAAUCGUACGCCAGGUCGCGAAUGUGCCGCUUACAGUCCUCAUCAACAACGUUGGGGGCACCGGGGUGCUCUCGUCCAACUUCAUGCAUUUCGAGGACACGACUCCUGCCGAAAUCGCCGGGGUGUUCUCGGUCAACGUGCUGUUCGCCCUGCAGUUGACGCGCGCCCUACUGCCACAACUCCAGCAACAAGCUCCGACGCUCAUCAUGACCUGCGGCAGCCAGGCGUACGUAGGCCAACCAUAUGUCGCCGCCUAUUCGGCUACCAAGGGCGCGCUUCACGCUUGGUCACGCGCGUUGUCCGCUGAGCAGCAUGCGGCUGGCUCGCAGGUCGAUGUCCUUGAGCUAGUGAUUGGUGGAACCUAUACGCAGGUAUUUGAGGGUGACAGCAACUUCAAACCCGGGCUGUUCAUGCCCACACCAGAUAUUGUGGCUCGCGCAGCGCUCGACAGAGUUGGCCUGGGACACCGCUCCGUCUAUGCGUACUUUUGGCAUCGCGUACAGACGUUUUGCCUUGAACUUCUGCCAACCACCGUGGCGGAUAGCCUAGUAGCGGAUAUACUAAAACCGAGCGUCAAGGCAAAAGCAAAAUAG
Molecule: messenger RNA, 855 nt
Organism: Exophiala viscosa
Lineage: Eukaryota; Fungi; Ascomycota; Eurotiomycetes; Chaetothyriales; Herpotrichiellaceae
Exons: 2
Coding region: 1-855 (284 amino acids)
Cellular component (GO): endoplasmic reticulum
Molecular function (GO): oxidoreductase activity
Source: RefSeq, a predicted model, not a curated record